Messenger RNA from Danio aesculapii, 5661 nucleotides. RefSeq names its product insulin-like growth factor binding protein 2b (gene igfbp2b). Gene Ontology annotation, cellular component: extracellular region. The transcript is spliced from 4 exons. Gene Ontology annotation, biological process: regulation of insulin-like growth factor receptor signaling pathway. The record is from RefSeq and is a predicted model, not a curated record. Gene Ontology annotation, molecular function: insulin-like growth factor II binding; insulin-like growth factor I binding. The coding region runs from base 1 to 474 and encodes 157 amino acids. Lineage: Eukaryota; Metazoa; Chordata; Actinopteri; Cypriniformes; Danionidae.
AUGUACACUCUGACAGGAGAAGUAAAUGGCACGCGGUCUCCUCCAAUGAAGAAGCCCGGCAAAGAAAACAACUACCAGUACAUCAAGGAAAUAGCCGUGAACAAGCAUCACAACAACAAGAGGACCAGGAUGUACAACACUCAAGAUGAUCCCAAAACACCUCAUCCCAGACAGAGCCAGUGUCAACAGGAGCUGGAUAAAGUGUUGGAGAACAUCUCCCGAAUGGCGUUCCAUGACAACAAGGGACCUCUGGAGAAUCUUUAUGACCUGAAGUUCCCCAACUGUGACAAGACAGGACAGUACAACCUUAAACAGUGCCACAUGUCCACCCACGGACAGAGGGGCGAGUGUUGGUGCGUCAACCCCUACACUGGUGUCCAGAUACCCUCGUCCGAUAAAGUGAGGGGGGACCCCAAUUGCAGCCAAUACUACGGCGGUCCCGAGCUGGAACCACCCACCGCCCAGCAGAAAUAGAUGCACUCUUGCCCAUAAGGGAGACGCCCUGGGUUGCAAUUGAGCGGAGUUAAAGCGACUGCAAGAGCGAUGUGCAUGUGUGUAAUUCUGUACUUGUAUGUGUGUGUGUGUAUAUUUUCGAAAUAGUGUGAUCUGUAUUGUCAGUAGGAGUGUGGAAAGUCACAUGCCAGCAAAGACAAGUCAAGGACAGGUAUAGUUAAAGCUCCCACUUUUCAAAUCCAGAUAUCUGGACUCCAAAUUUAACUCUGAGUGAUUGUUUUUUCGGCCUAUUUAUAGGCUUUGUCCGGUGCCUUUUAAUCUUGUGACUAAAUCUGGUUGCAGGGAGUCGCUUAUACAGCAUUUGCAGCUGUUCAUUGUGAAGAUGCGCCUGUUUAAUUCUGCCCUUUGUUUUUGGAGACCCAAUAAAAAUGGUGGCAUGUUUAAUGCAUCGUUGGUCAACAGAAACAAACCACGGCAAAUGCACAAGAGUAGCAACUUGAUAUUGAUUUAAAAGAUUAUUUAAAACCAAAAAUUGUCACUGGUUGAUGGUAGUGUUGUCACGAUACUGGAAUUCGAUACCAAUCAGUAGUGAAAUUUUAAAAACAUCCUAAAUGUUCUUAAACAGCACUGAUUUGCCAUUGUGUUCAUGUGCUCUACAGAAAUGAUUAUGAUUGGCCAUGAAGGUCAUCAGUUCACCGAACUCACCACUGUUUACUGCGUAUAACCACAGAUACAGGGACACUGGAAUGUUUUAAAGCUGCGAUUCAUAAGCGAAUCGCUCGUAUGUCAACCAGCUAAACAAAGUGACUUUGAAAUGUUCCAGUGUCCUUGUCUCUGUGGUUACACUCAGGCCCUGGUUACACUAAUACGUUUUAGUUUUAAAACACAAACGUUUUGCUACGGUUACACCUUCUGUACACACUGCCACAAUUUUCGAGCCACAAAAAUGGAGCGUUUUGGAAACGCUGAAUAGGCUGUUUUGGUUUUAAAACGCUGCUGCUCUGUGUUAGUGCGGAUGGGGGAAAAUGGAGACCUUUCAUUUUCAUUGAAAAUACGAAACAUACCCUGUCUCUUUUGCUUUAACAAUUUUAAUACGUUUUAAUAAUCAAUAAUGAUAAAAAUCAUUAUAUAAUCAAUAAUUAUAAAAGUAUGACAUACAAUAAGUUUAUAUGUUACAGGAAAUAAAGGCAAGCAAUCAGUCAAAUGUGCAGAAUCUGUGUACGUGGUUACAUAAAUUAUUAUAUUAACUUUAAUAUUAAAUGAUUAUAUUAUCUUAGCACUCAAAACACGUUACCUGAGAACAAGUAAUAGAUUUAAAAGACCAAAGAGUCAUAAGAUAGCGACCAGAUGAAUAAAAAAUCAUGUUUAACAACUGUAGUUAACAACUAUAUCCUUGAUGAACUGUUCGACGUGCGCUGCUCUCAUCUGCGGAGGUGUGCUCAAAGCACCCGUUGACUGCCUGGAGCUCAGACGCGCACAUAGGCUGCAGCGCAUGCCAGAGUGUGUGUGUGGUCACGUGAUGUUUUUUCAGCGGUAUAGUGUGAAUGGAGAUCUUUUCAAAAACGCUAGGUAAAAUGCCAGUGUGGAUGUAGAUGUUUUAAUUCUAAAAUGUAUUAUUGUAAACGGGGCCUCAGUAAACAGCGGUGGGUUUGUUGAAUCGAUGACCUUCACGGCCAAUCAGUCAUUUCUGUUGAGCAAGUGAACCCAAUGGCAAAUCAGCACUGUUUAAGAACAUGCUUCACAGCGCACAAAUGUUCUCGAGAAAUGGACGUUUAUAAAAUCUCAGUAUCAGUUUCUAUCAAAUUCCACUAUCGUGUCAACCCUAGUUGAUGGUUGAAGUGAAGCGGUUGUGAUUUGUUGAUUAAUAUGUAAGGAUUUUUGCAGGAGUGGGUGCAGAUUCAGGUUUUGGGUCACAUUUACUACUCGAGUACCCGACAGAAAAAUAAACCUUGAGAACUCAAGCACCAUUUGUAUAUAUGCAACAAAUAGUGUUUUUUCUGCAUGUCCAUGCUUUAAAACAAUUUUUAAAUGUGACUCAAAACCAUUUCCAUUGCCUUUAGAGGGAAAAAAGAAGCACUGAAGUUGCUAUAUGGUGUUACCUCAAAUAGGAACUGUUGGUUACCAAAAACAAACAACAGCAUAUGUACAAGAGCAACAACUUGAUUUAAACACCAAUCCCAAAUUAUAAACCAAAAAUUGUGAGUUGGAUAAUGGAGAAAGCUGAUUUGUUUAUGAGUCUGGAAACUGAGCUUUUAGGCCAUUUUGACUACUUAAGUACCUGAUUGGUCCCUGAAACAAGCAAUGUUUGUAGAUAAGUACCAAACUGGCAUCUUCUCCACAUGAGUUUCAUACUUUUAAGGCCAUGAAUUCAAACUAAUUAUUAUAUAUGUAUUCUUAAUGUGCCUCUAAACCACUUCUCUUUCCAUUGUGUUGCCUUGAGCAGAAAGUCAUCAUGUAUUCAAAUCACUGUAUGGUUUUGCCGCAAAUUGUUACCCUUUCUAACCAAUUGGAGUAUAAACGGCCUUAAAUGUCCGAUACAACCGCUAAAUUUAAGUUGAAGGCUCGUGUGGGGAUAUUACUAAACUUCAGCCAGCAUCAUAUGUUUUGAAGUUCAUGCAUAUAAGUGGAUUGUGAUAAUCAAUAAUGGUUUUGCAAGUACUCAAUAUCUUGCCAGUUCUGCCCUGCUAGCUGAUACACAGCUUUUGAAGGGGUACAGUGUGAAACUGUGUCAAAUUAAUUUUCUCUUUUAUUUGUCUGGGAACAAAUAAAAUAGUGUUUAUAGUACCAUUGGUUGCAAGAAACAAACAUCAACACAUUUCAGAUACAGACGCGCAAUAGAGAUUGACAAUAGCUAUGUUGCCAUUCACCUAUUUUUAUGCACAUUUUGGAUAUGCGCAUUAAAAAAACGGUUGAUGGGAACGCAAAGAUGCAAAUCAGUUUUGACAAUGUGCAUUAAAAAAUGUGUGAGUAGGAUGAACUUUUCAUUCUAUAAGAGAAGAUGCACGUGAACUAUGAUGGAAACACUUUUACUGGACAAAUUCCGGUAUGCACAUUAAAAAAGUUUUAAUUUUGUUUGAAGAGAUCAUGUGAUGAUAAAAAUGUCUGUGAAUGGACAAACCAGCCUUCUGACCACAUUGUAAAACAUUGGAAAUGUUGUUUUGGUCAUUCUAAAACGCCAUAACCAUUUCAGUAUUAGUGUUAUUAUAUUACUAGAAUUGUCAAAAGUGUCUGUGCUCCGCGUCUCACGCCUUCAAACGCCACCACACAUUCAUUGCGUGUCGGCAUACUGUCUUCUGAGGCGCAAGUGAUUUAUCAAAAAAGGAAAAGAUUUACGCAGCUUCUCUACCGCAACAUAUUCUAUUUUUACUUUUGAUAUUUGGUAGCAGUUAAUCAGGAAGAGACGAUUUAGUUCUCUUUGACUUAUUAGAUGGAAAUGCUCCUUUAUUCACAUAUUGUCUUUUAUGUGAUAAUCUAGUUUUGCGUAUACAUUUAAUUUACAUCUUUAGAUGGAAACAUAGCUACUGAUAUAAAACUGAAUACCAAAUUAUGAAACUAAAAAUGGUGAGUCAUUAAGAUAAAGGCAGAUUUUUAUGUGGAUGAACAAAAGAUUAAAGUUUUUGAAGAACAAAAGAUUGAAAUAAAGCUUUUAAUUUUAACUACUUGAAUAAAUCAACCUUUUGUGCGGUUUGUAUAUAUGGACCAAACGUGCAUCUUUACCACAAAAGUGUUGCACUUUUUAAAAUCGUGCAUUUAAAAAAGCACUGCUUAUGUUUCAAUUCAGUUCCCUUGGGCUUCAAGGAACAUGUACUCAAUUUACUGUAUGAUAUUGCGGCAAAUAACCAGCCCCUCUAACAAAUUGUAGUUCAAAAGGCUUCAAAGUCUUUAGAAACAACCACUAAAUUUGGAAAAUUGGGCUCAUUUGUUUGGUAGAAGUGUUUUCAUCAUAGUUUGUGUGCAUUAUUAUUUUCUUAUCAAAUAACAAGUUUAUCUAAUCAGUUAUAAGCUAUACGCAUACAUUUUUUUAUGCACAUUUUCAAAGUGAUGUUUUAUAAAAAAAAAUCGGGAGGAGCACAAUCAGUCUUUGAUGAGGCUAAUUCAUCGCAAUCAUUCAUUAAACCCGAUACCUACUUAAAUCUCAGGGGGGAGCAUUCUGGAGCCGGACUAGACACUGCGCUCCGACCCUAUCUCUCUCUAUCCUGAUAAGGGGAAUAACACGAGUAAGGGUGUUUUCCCGAGCUCAGAGCCCUCUCUCCAGACAGCAGAGUUUGAACUCGUUUAAUUGAUGCGCAUCUUGGCGUAAAUAUGAAUACAUAAACAUUGAUGGAUGAAACAUGGCUAAUGAUUCAAGUUUGAAUUAAAUUUCAAAUUAUAAAACCAAAAAUUGUUACUUGUGAGUAAAAAGACGCCAGAGUGGUCAUGAAUGGUCUUUUUUUUAGAAGAUCUGUGCAAAGGUAGUUAUAAAUAAAGCUUUUGGGCCGUUUUGACUACUUGACAGAUCAGAGAAACUUAAGUACAAAUCACAAAGUAAGCGGUACUUGUUCUGCGUGGGUGUUGCAUAAUUAAAAUGGAAAUUUCACAGAAAGAAUGUUAAAAAGUGGCCCAAUUUGCCACAUACUACUGAAAUUCAGUCAGUGUCAGGUUUUGAAGUUUACACAAUUAUGUUUUCCAAUAUCAUACUUCCAAAAACUGCUCCUUGCGGCUGCUUGAAGUCUCUCUUCUUGUUCUCCUCGUGACCAUGUGGUAAAAUGCAGGUGGUGUAUGAGUGUGUUUGUAGAGUGGGGAUCAGCAUUUACUAAUGAUGUGCUGACAGAGGGCUAGAUUAGGACACAGGGCUGACAUUGACAAAUGUACUAUAAAGUGGGUUAAGUGCCUAUAAAUAAACACAGGUUUGCCUGCAGUGCCAGUGGGCUGUGUCUCACCUUGCUUCACUGGUCAGAGGUUGGCAUGGGUGAAAUGUCCAGUGUAGUGCUCGAAUGCAGUAAUAUGAAUUGUUCUGUAAAGGAAUGUGAAGCGGCGCAUGAGUUUAGUCCGCUUUGUUUAACCCGUUUUGAAUCCAUUUUUCACCAGCUAUGUGUGCAUAUAGUCUUUGGAUAACACAAUGCAAAAAGUUAGUCAAUGUACUGUAUAUGUUUUAGUCAUGCUCACAAUUGUAACCAGUAGGGGAACUUAUGUAUUCUGAUGAAAUAAUAAAGCAAGCUACAGUCUGAA